UACUGGCGGAGAGACUCGCAGAAAGAGAGACGGAAAGAGGGGGAACCUGAGGGAGAGCAACCGCUAAACGGAACGGGAAUCCAAGUUUUUACACUUGACCCGUCUUUUUAAGUCUUUUUAUGUUUGUUUACCUCAUCGUUUUUUGACUACCGGAGACGAGAUACUGACUUUGUCUGCGUGUAUGUGUGUGUGUGUUUUUUUUUUUAAAUUUUUAACUCUAUCGCCGACACUGAAACCUCGUUUGUUUUGGAUUAGCUAGCUAACGUUAGCUGUUUUUCCCCCAGCAGCUAACGUUAAUCUGAGAAAAAGAAACGGGCGGCGUGGUGGAGAGUUUUCUCACUUCCCUAGCAACGUGCAGGUUUAACGGAGCCGUUAUUUUACCGUUUUUUCUUCCUCCUCCUUCAACGGCGGAUGGGAAACAAGUAACGUUUUCCUCCCCAAGUUUCCCUUCUUUGUUUUCUUUCUCCCGUUUUGUCGUUUUAUGGGUGUUCAUUCGUUUGCGGCGUGGUGGUCAGCGGGGGUGAAGGAGUUCAGAGGAAGGUCGUAGUGGGGAAAGCUGUGUGUCGCUGCACGUUUUUCCUGCACGUAGCUGCUCGGAGGAGUUUCCUGGGAUGUGCUCGCAUCUGUCUUAAAAAGGGUGAGCUCCUGAGACCAUACAAGCAAACGGGGUGUUAUAAAGACCUGUGGACUUCAAAGGAGAAAGCGCAAAGCUCGCCAACUCCCGUUCUUGGCUCUGCGUUUGGCGAUAUCCAUAACUUCAGCUCAUGUCGGCUGGAGGAGCACAAGAGGAGGCUGCUUUUUAACGAAAGGAAAAAUACUUCUCAGCAGUUGCUUUUUGAAGUGGGUCUUCCCUCAUUUGGAGCUGUGCAUUACAGAGAAAUGAGCCCGGGGCCAGUGGACCUCCUUCGGGGACCUCCAACACCAGCCCCCCUUCCAUGCGUGUAGGAUAUUAAUAAUAAUAGUUAUUUCUCUCUUGAUUCACUGGAGCACCAAAAUCAAACAGAUGAACGUGGACUGUCGCCUUCACUUAUGGAAAAUGAAGAUCUUUACUCGCACAUGUGUUGCCAGAACCCAAGAUCACGUUAUUUAGUGGUCUACAUUUUUUCCAGGGCUCACAUAUAUCACAAACUUGGCUGGGAAGAUACUCAUAAAUUUACUACUCCCCCCCGGUUUGCGGGGGGCAACGUUGAAUCACUUGACUCUGCUGGACCUUAAUUUUUAAGAGUUUGUUCAAUACUUUUUGAUAUUGAAAUAAAGGACUGGAGACAAGACUGGAGUUUUUUUUUUGUUUUGUUUUGUGUCGAGAAGCUUCAAGAGGAGAGCACAACUUAUCUUCACGUCAAAAUGAGACGGUGGACGCUAAAGCUGCGAGCACAAAUUGUGUUUUUUAUCCUCGUCACCUGCAUUAUCUGCCAGUGUGGACUAAUAAACGGAGAAAUCUGCCAGAGUAAGGACAUCCGGAACAAUGUGACCAACCUCCAGUCGCUGGAGAACUGCACCAUCAUCGAGGGCCACCUGAAGAUUCUGCUCAUGUUUAAGACCAAGGCUGAGGACUUCCGAGGUCUCAGCUACCCGAAGCUGCGAGUUGUGACUGACUAUGUGCUGCUGUUCAGGGUCUACGGCCUCGAGGCUCUCGGCGAUCUCUUCCCCAACCUGACGGUGAUCCGCGGAAACAACCUCUUCUUCAACUACGCUCUUGUGAUUUACGAGAUGCUGCAGUUGAAGGAGGUGGGCCUGCACAGCCUCAUGAAUAUCACCCGGGGCGCCGUGAGGAUCGAGAAGAAUCCGGACCUGUGCUACCUGGCCACCCUGGACUGGUCCAAGAUCCUGGACUCGGUGGAGGACAACUUCAUCGUGGCCAAUAAGAAUGACAGAGAGUGUGGGGACGUGUGUCCCGGCACGGCUCAAGGUCAGACCAUCUGCCCACAGAACACCAUCAACGGACACUUCAGGGGACGAUGCUGGUCACAGAACCACUGCCAGAGAAUGUGCUUGGACAACUGUAAGCAUGGUGCGUGUAGCCUCCAGGGCCAGUGCUGCCACGACCAGUGCCUGGGCGGCUGUUCGGAGCCGGGUAAUGCAAGUAGCUGUGUGGCCUGCAGGAACCUUCAGCAUGGCAAUACCUGCGUGGACAAAUGUCCUGCUGGAUACUACGUCUUCAGGGGCUGGCGCUGCAUCAGCUUCUCCUUCUGCCAGGAGCUCCACAAUCAGUGUAGGCAGACUAAGAAGCUGAACCAGGACCGGGAGUCUGGCUGCUACGAAUACGUCAUCCACAAUGGGGCCUGUAUCCCAGAGUGUCCUUCUGGAUACACCACUAUCAACUCCACUACGUUGACCUGUUCGCCAUGUGCAGGCCUGUGUCCUAAACUGUGUGUGGGGAACAAGACGAUCGACUCUGUAACUUCAGCCCAGGCUUUGAGAGGCUGCACUGUUCUGCACGGCAACAUGAUCAUCAAGAUUCGAGGAGGAAACAACAUCGCAGCUGAGUUGGAAGCUAGUUUGGGCCAGCUUGAGGAAAUCACCGGCUACCUGACUGUUCGCAGAGCCUACGCCCUGGUCUCCCUCUCCUUCCUCCGCAAACUGCGCGUCAUUAGGGGGGAACAUCUUGAGGGAGAUACCUUCGCCUUCUAUGCGCUUGACAACCAGAACCUGCGUGAGCUGUGGGAUUGGUCAAAGCACAACCUGACCAUCCAGCGUGGUCGUAUGUUCUUCCACUACAACUCCAAACUUUGCAUGUCUGAAAUCAAAAAGAUGGAGGAGGUAACGGGAACCAAGGAGCGCAACCAAAAGAACGACAUCGCUGUACGCACCAAUGGGGACCAAGCCUCCUGUGAGACCAAGUUGCUUGAAUUCACCGUGAUCAAGACCUCAUCAAACAUGAUUAUGUUGAAGUGGGAGUCCUUUUGGCCUUUAGACUUCAGAGACUUGCUGGGCUUUAUGGUUCUCUACAAAGAGGCGCCAUAUAAGAACGUGACAGAGUUUGAUGGACAGGACGCGUGUGGCUCAAACAGCUGGGCCAUCGCUGAUGUUGAACCUCCGAACCGUUCCACGGACAACAAGAAAGCAGAGGAUCCAGGGCACCUGAUCCGACCUUUGAAGCCCUGGACCCAGUACGCCAUUAUGGUCAAAACCCAACUGUCUGCAUCUGACGAGCACCAGGUGCAUGGAGCCAAGAGCGAGAUCAUCUACGUCCGCACCAAUGCCUCCAAACCCUCUGUGCCUCUGGACCCCAUCUCCUCCUCCAACUCCUCCUCUCAGAUCAUCCUGAAGUGGAAGCCUCCCAACAGUCCCAAUGGCAACAUCACCCACUACCGCGUCAUCUGUCGUAAGCAGGCAGAGGACAGCGACCUCUACAAGUUUGACUACUGUCUCCAAGGGAUGAAGCUGCCGUCUCGUACCCCGACCCACCUGGACAGCGAGGAUGAGCAGAAGUGGAACCAGACGGAUGAGCCUACGUCAGGGGGAAGGUGCUGCGCCUGCCCCAAGACAGACAACCAGCUAAAGAAGGAGCAGGAGGAGAUCGAGUACCGCAAGACCUUCGAGAAUUACCUCCACAAUGAAGUCUUUGAGAGCAGACCGUCUCGUCGCCGACGCUCAGUGGGAGUUGCCAACGCCACCAUUCCCUCUCUUUUCCUCACCACAGCCCCCAGUCUGGCAUUAGGCUCCACAACAGCCACCCCUGAAGACGAAGACGAGGAAGGAUCCAAGGUGGAGCUGAAGGUGUUCUCAAAGGAGUCGACGGUCAUUUCCAACCUGCACCACUUCACCAGUUACAAGAUAGAGAUCAUGGCCUGCAACCAUCCGUCAGACCUCAAACGCUGCAGCAUGGCGACUUACGUCAGUGCCCGAACUAUGCCAGAGGAGAAAGCAGACGACAUCCCAGGCCCUGUGACCCACGAGAUAGUGACAGGCGAGCCUCCAUAUGUGUUUAUCAAAUGGAAUCCACCUCGCUCCCCGAACGGCCUCAUCAUCCUGUAUGAAGUGUUCUACAGGAAGGUUGGAGACUCAGAGGUUCACACAGCGUGUGUGUCACGGCCAGCCUACCUCAAGGUUGGUGGCACGAAGCUUUCGCUUGUGCAACCUGGUAACUACAGCGUGAGGGUCCGUGCCACCUCCUUGGCAGGAAAUGGCUCCUUUACAGAAACCACUUACUUCUUCAUGCCCAAUCCGGAUCAAGGUUUAAUUUGGAUUGUGAUGGGUCCAGUCAUCUGCUUCAUCCUGCUGCUGUUUGUGGGAGGUGGAGUGUUUGUGAUCUUUAAGAAGAGGCAAACAGAAGGGCCGACAGGACCUCUUAUCGCCUCCUCAAACCCUGAGUACAUCAGCACCAAUGAUGUGUAUGUUCCUGAUGAGUGGGAGGUGCCCCGGGACAAGAUCACGGUGCUCAGAGAGCUGGGUCAGGGCUCCUUCGGCAUGGUGUACGAGGGAAUCGCUAAGGACAUCAUCAAAGGAGACCCGGACACGCGCGUGGCCGUCAAGACAGUCAACGAAUCAGCCAGCCUGCGAGAGAGGAUCGAGUUCCUCAACGAAGCCUCCGUCAUGAAGGCUUUCAGCUGUCACCACGUGGUGCGACUUUUAGGUGUGGUGUCCAAAGGUCAGCCCACUCUAGUCGUGAUGGAGCUGAUGACCCACGGUGACCUGAAGAGCUACCUGCGCAGUCUCAGGCCGGACUCUGAGAACAACCCCACAGGCCGUCCACCACCUACACUGAAGGAGAUGAUCCAGAUGGCUGCAGAAAUUGCAGACGGCAUGGCCUACCUCAACGCCAAGAAGUUUGUCCACAGAGACCUGGCAGCCAGGAACUGCAUGGUGGCAGAGGACUUCACCGUCAAGAUUGGCGACUUUGGUAUGACCCGAGACAUCUAUGAGACUGACUACUACCGUAAAGGAGGGAAGGGCCUGCUUCCCGUCAGGUGGAUGGCUCCAGAGUCUCUGAAGGAUGGAGUCUUCACUGCCCACUCUGACUGCUGGUCGUUUGGCGUUGUGCUGUGGGAGAUCAGCACGCUAGCGGAGCAGCCUUACCAGGGUUUAUCCAACGAACAGGUUCUAAAGUUUGUCAUGGAUGGAGGAUACCUGGACCGGCCGGAGAACUGCCCCGAAAGGAUGCACAGCCUAAUGCAGAUGUGCUGGCAGUACAACCCCAAGAUGCGGCCGAUGUUCCACGAGAUCAUCGAGAUGCUGCGGGAGGACCUGCACCCGUCGUUCCAGGAGGUCUCCUUCUUCUACAGCGAGGAGAACAAAGUCCCUGAGACAGAGGAGUACGACCUGGACCUGGACAACAUGGAGAGCAUCCCACUGGACCCGUCGUCAUACUCCCAGAGAGAGGAGAGCUUAGGCAGGGACAGCGGGCCCUCGGUGGCCCUCAGGGGGAACUAUGAGGAACAUGUCCCCUACACACACAUGAACGGUGGCAAGAAAAACGGACGAAUCUUAUCGUUGCCCAGAUCCAGCCCUUCCUAACAUUUCCUGUUUCCUAAAAAGAACUCGUUUAACCCACCCUUCCCAUCCUUCUUUCUCUUCCAGUCCAUUUUCUUCUGUAUCAUGUUCCUCUCAUCAUUUUCUAAUGAUUUUCUUAUUCUUGGAGAAGCCCUUCAAAAAAAAAAAAGACACACAGAUCUCAGGACUUUUUAUUUUCUUCCUCAUGGCUGCCGCACACAGGCAAGCAAGAGAUGCAAACAUGGUGUAACACUUUUUUAACUUCCUCCACAACACAUCGGACUUUCUAUUACCAUAUUACCUAUCUAUUGUUUUUUUCACUAUUGCCACGUUUCCAGGACUCCUCGUGAUGGAAACACAGAUAAAAAAAAAAAAACUGUGAACACAACAAACCUUAGACAACCAAGAAGGCUGCUUUUGCUCAAUCUCCUCAAGACUUGUCCCUCCUUCUCUCCCCACCAAUCUGCAUUUCCACAUUUCUGUGCUUUGUUUUAUCUCCAAGUGAAAUCUUGUUACUCAGAUAGUGGCCUUUUUGUAUGUGGCCUAUAAACAAAGAGAAGUGUCUAUCAGCGCUUACACUAAUUUCCUUUUUUGAACAAUGACUUAAUCAGUUUGGAACGGUGGGAUGACUUUCAAAGACUUGAUCCUAGAACAAACAUCUAUUCCUAGAGGAAUGUUUUCUUUUUGUUUUCAUUUUGUUUUUGUUCUGCAGAAUUCCAAACUACACACAGAUUCAUCGGGUGUUUGGUGAAUAGUUUUAAUUUAUUUGCUUUUAUUGUUAUUUUCUCUCCUCUUUUCCUCUUCUCUUUCUCAGUUUUUUUUCUGUGUCCUCACUAUAUGGCUGAAGGAUAUUUAAACAGUUAAGAAUUGGACAAAAGAGUUCCUCAGACUGACCAAUAGCUGCUGCUUUGAUAUAUUUUAGUGGGUAUAGAAAUAUAUAAAUAUAUAUAAUAUAUAUAGUAUAUAUGGAAUAUUGGUAUUUAUGUGCCAAUAUUUUAUAUAUAAUAUAUGACAUAUUGAUGUUUUUUGUAAAUAGUUCAUAUUUGUAAUAUUUUUCAUCAGAAGCUUUGCUAGCGUUUUGUUUUGCCGGGUUUUUCUUUCUGGGUUUUUUAUUUUUAAUUCUCUUAUUUUUAUAGCCCCAGAAAUCACACUAAUCUACCAUCAGUGCUCUCUGUGUCUUAGGCCUCCUGUCCCCCGUGAGUACUCUCGCUCCAUGCGGAUGGGAAAGGAGGAAGCCCCGAAAUAUUGUCAACUCACUGCAUCAUUUUUUUUAUAAACCUUGUUCCCACUGAGAGCUGUCAAUAUUUAGAGGCAACUUUACUACUACAACAAAACAAAAAAUGAAAUAACCAAAAAAAAAAAAGAGCUUUAUAAAAGGGGAAUGAGGUCUUUCUAGGUGGAAGUGCACCUGAUGUGUUUGUCUCCGUGUCUGCUGUCUCUCUGGUCAGAUCACGCUGGAGCUGAGGUCUGUUAGUGUUUGUUAUCACAGGUUUGUUAUAUCAUUGUGAAGUUAGAGAGCGUGGAGAGCUUCGCCCGGUGAUUGUACUUCCUUAUGUUGGCGUAACAGCGAUGGCUUUUUAGUUGUGUUGGUGCUGCUUGGAUCAGGGCAGGGAGGGGAAUUAACAACAGCUAUCGGCCGAGUGCAGGUGAAGUGGAACAAUGAGGCCCUCUUUUUUUUAACUUAUUUUUUUGUCUGUUUUAUGACCAGCACUAAACAUCCUCAUGAUUUACAUCAGAGAGCGGUAGCAUUCUCUUCAUCUGACCUGAGAUCUGGCACAGGUCAGGACCUCAGUGUUAGACAGAAGGUUCUAUUAAACUCACACAUUGUGGUCCCAUCACACUGACUACGUUUACUUGCACACUAACAUGCCCUUAUUUUUCAAAAUAAGACAAUAUUCUAAAUUUGAUGUGGUCAUGUGAACAGCAUAUCCCAUUUGGGUAUCCCAUAUGGGUAGCAUAUUCCAGUUAAAGACGUGGGAUAUGCUGGUAUAAUUCAGGUUUUAGGUGGUUUUUGGUCGUUAGCAUUGUCACCUCACAGUAAGAGGUUUCGUAGUUCAAACCCUUCUGUUUGGAGUUUGCAUGUUCUCCCCGUGUCAGCGUGGGUUUUCUCCGGGUACUCCGGCUUCCUCCCGCAGUCCAAAGGUUAAUUGGUGACUCUAAAUUGUACGUAGGUGUGAAUGUGAGCGUUAAUGGCUGUCUGUCUAUGUAUCAGCCCUGUGAUAGUCUGGUGACCUGUCCAAGGUGUCUCGCCCAGUGUCAGCUGGGAUAGGCUCCAGCCCCCCCACGACCCCCAACGGGAUAAGCAGUUGAGGAAAAUGAAUGAGAAUAAGGGCAAAAAUCAGAGUAGUUUGUGCAUGUAAACGUAGUCACUGUCAUUCAGUUGGGUUCGCUCUGCACCACACGCACCACCCGCACACUCUCUGCCUCCUCACUCUUCCCGAGGCUUCCCAUUGGCUGCCCAAGUCACUGCUCAAAAUCAGGGCUGUUGGAAAUUUCCACGUUUUGUGGUUAAGGGGCUGGAGAGAAAUGCGGAAAGUUCCAACUGUGUUCAGAGUCCACAGCAGGUAAUGGAGAGAGGGGCAGUCUCUCUCUCUCUCUCUCUGUGUCUCUCUGAGAGUGUGUGAGUGAUUUGCUAAUCCUAUUAUUCUCUCUGCUAUCACAUGCAGUUAGGCGGUCAGGACACGGUGUGCAGCAGCUAUUUCACUCAGGUCUGACAUUCCAGGAUUUAGUUGGAACUGCUCGUUCCCUCACCCCCCCUCCACCCCCACCCACCCUCUGUUUUGCCUGCCUGCUGGCAAAGCUGAUACCAUCACCACACCCCAUCAGAUUCACAGCACACAUGAAAGACUUUGUUUUUCCUAUUUAGAAAUUGAAUAUUUGAAGUUUGUUUCUCCUGCCGGGAAUCAGAAACAUUCCUGUCGACCAAAUGGUCACACAAAGCUACAGAGAAGUUAGUCGUCCUCAUUGCCGACAUCUCGUCGUGUCUCUUAAGAUCAUUAAUUCACUCUGACCUUCACUCAGAACCCAAAGGCCGUCAGAGUUUCACAGCAGAUCCUCCGCUCCUCUCUCAGUGCAGUCAGUGACGUGGGAGGUGAUUGUGAGCAGACUUUUUUUUUUUUUAAUUUUUCUGGACACACAGACCGGUGUGGUUGCCAAUCCAGCCGAACAGCAUUCAGCACUUAUAGUAUAGCCAAAGUGUUGGCAGCUUUCUGUCAACAACCAGAACCCACAGAAUCAGAGUCAGAGAAAGCAGAGAAGCUGCCUCCAUAUUUUACCAGUGCCUUCUCAAACCCAGAGCCACGUCCAGGCUAGUUACAUCGGCUAGUAACACACACACUUACACACACACACACACACACACACACACACACACACACACACACAGGCCUCUGUGCUCUCUCUGUAUUUCUUCACAUGAGGCAGGAGAGGCGUAGAAAUUGAAGCUGCAUCUACAUUUGUGUUUGUAAGAUUACAACUUUGUUCUUAGCUGGAGAAGCAGAAGUCUAUGGGGCAGGGUUUUUUUUAUUAUUAUUAUUUUAUAUUUUUGGUUUCAGCUUGUUGCCAGCGUAAGGUUUGAACGCUGACGUUCACCUCGUGCUUUGGCGGUGACACUGUGGAUUGGCCAGAGUCUGUGCUGUUGUGCACUCAGAGGUGCCCGAGGUUAUGAUGUAGAUUUUAGCUAAUUAUACAGAGGAACUACAAUCUUGGGCUUUUGUACUUUGUAAAUAAUCUGUGACAUAGUUUGGAAAAUAAAAGCAGAAAAAAGGUAUAUUUAAAAAAAAAAAAAAAAAAAAAAUCUGAAGCCCGUCAGUUUUACGUACAUGACAGAAAAACGGUGGACCUCAGCUGUGUCGCAGUUCCACACUAUGUACUAAAACUAAAUUGUUAUCUUAAUACUGAACUGUUUUGGCAGUACAUCUUUGAGUGUACUUAAUUUCCCAGUACGAACACAUUACAUACUCAAAACCCAGUUAGAGUUAGUAUGUAGUAUGGAAUCGGGACACAGCUCUCAUCUCCACCUCGACCUAGGUUGCUUAUCUUGUGGUGGUGUUCACACGCAUAUGCAAUUUUUAAUUAAGAUGGUGCCCAUAUCUUUGAAAUACCAGAUAUUUAUUUUAUUAUGAUCAUUGUCAUUGUAUAAGAAGAACACAGUUAGCUUUUUAGUGGAGCGUUUUUGAGAGUGGAGCGAUGUAAAAGCCUAGUUUGUUAUUGUACAGGUGGAGUAGCUGGUGGCGAGCAGCAGGAGUUAGUUAGUUAUUUAGUUAGUUAGUGAGUAAGUAAUUGUCGUCGUCUUUGUGUUUUGGCCAGAGUCUACCUCAGUGCAUAUGGAGGAAUCAGUCUAAAGAGCCUAAAAUCAUCCCCGUCAGUCUCUCAGUAUCCCGUAAAGUCAAAUAAUAUCACUUUCUCUAACAUUACCAACACUGCUGAUGAAUUCCUUUCCCCCCUGUGGUGUAUUAACUCCCUCUGCCUCCUCUCAGUUUUCUCUUCUUCUUGUGUCCCGGGGGAAGCUGCCAUUGACCCCUGCAGUAUGUGGAUAUUGUUGGGAGCAUCAUUUUUUUGCCCUUUUCUGUUGUUAAAUGUCUUGAGUGUAAAGCUCCAGUCAUCUGUGUAGAGUCUAGGGAUAUGAUUAUUGUCCCUCUCCUCAUGAUUUUUACCCUCAGCACUUAUUAAAUGUGGAACAUGAGGCUGUAAAUUGACUUUAUCGACACACUAUCCUUCUCAUAGUUGCUAUACAGUUUAUAAAAUUACUCACAAGAGGCCUCCCCCGGGCACUGGAAGAAGCAGCAAAGCUUUGUUGUGUGUGUGUGUGUUUGUGUGUGUUCCCCUUUUCCGCAUACACCAAUCAUCUGGACUGUAUGUAGUAGCGGCUGUACUGGUUUCUGGGGAUGUGACAUUAGCAUGAGUCAAAAAAAGAGCGUCUCUUGACUGUGCAUAUCAGUGAUCACCUACAUGCAGCCACGGCUCAGCCCUGGACCCUCAUGCUUUUUUAAAAAAAAAAAAAAAAAAAAAAUCACAUCUAGACUGAACCUGUUGUCUGGCAGAAAGCCCUACUCUUCUUCUUCUUCAGUCUGUCGAUCUGUUUCUUUGUGGUCAAAACAGUUAGCUCCCACGUCUCCUCCAGUCCUUGUCGGUUGAUUUGUCUGUUUCUCUGUUCUGAUUUUUUUUGUUUUGUAUGUAUAUUUUUUCUACUGUGAAUAUCAAGAGAUGACCUUUAUUUUCUGUCAAUGCCAUGGAUCGGGUCUGUUUUGGCUGAUCAGGACACUGAUGUCUGGGCUGGUUAAAAAGUUUUAAAGAGGAGCCCCCCCCGCUCUGCAAAGGAAAAGAAAAAAAGCUGGACUGGGACAAUCCUGUGUGCCAUAAGAACUAUUAAACAGACAUGAAAUCUA
Messenger RNA from Epinephelus fuscoguttatus (brown-marbled grouper), 10820 nucleotides. It is a transcript of the gene insrb, whose product is annotated as insulin receptor b. The record is from RefSeq and is a predicted model, not a curated record. The coding region runs from base 1345 to 5457 and encodes 1370 amino acids. The transcript has 23 exons. NCBI's taxonomy places the organism in Eukaryota, Metazoa, Chordata, Actinopteri, Perciformes, Serranidae. Gene Ontology annotation, cellular component: insulin receptor complex; membrane; axon. Gene Ontology annotation, biological process: glucose homeostasis; positive regulation of MAPK cascade; cell surface receptor protein tyrosine kinase signaling pathway. Gene Ontology annotation, molecular function: ATP binding; insulin receptor substrate binding; insulin receptor activity.